AUAAGGAGAGUUAAAAGAAAUAGUGGCACACAAUGAACAAGCAAACCGCGGGAAUAUCAGAGGUGUUAUCAGCGCGUUUCUCUGAUUCUGAAAGGAGUAACCUAAAACAACGCGCUCUCAUGAUUUAAUUCGCAUGCCAGCCUAUGCUGUGCUGUGUAAGGAUGGAUAGGUUGCGUCUGUGGAUUAUUUUUUAAAACCGGCUCUGGUGCAAUCUUAUGCAAUGCAAACGUUAAACAAUCUAACAACCAUUGAUCAUGCGUGAUACGGCACGGCAACUGCUCAGGUAUGGGAAAUGCGCUCGAUGUGAUAAUUUGUUUUCUAUUUGAUUUUCAAGAUCUGCGGACAUCGGCGCAGUGCUUGUGUAAUAAACCCUUACUACCAGUAGGGGUAGAAAGGAAAUGCAUGGAACAAUGCGGGUUAUAACUGUCACAACCUUUUUCCCAGUAUGGUGCGGUAGAGACUGUUAUUUUGCGCAUGUGUGAGGCAGACAACGUGAAAGAAAAAUACAAUAAUAUUUUUCAAUAAAUGCAUAAAUACAGUCCUCACAGGGUUUCCGAGGCCCACUAAUUAUAUAGUCAAGGUGCUCUGCAGAGCCCCAUUGAUAUGCCCACCGGUGCCCAACCAGUGCCCAAACAGCACUGAAUCAAACUCCAUCAGCUUCUUGCUGUCCUUCAUCCUCUUUUCAAACGGGAUCUCUUACAGGUAGCUUAUAUUUCCUCGGUUAAAAAGGAAUCCUUUUCAGGGGUUUCCACAUGGCCAAUGACAAGUAAUGCGCUAGACGCGCUCACUAGCCAUGUAAAUGACACCAAAUAGCAGACUCCCUGCCACAAGCGAAAAGAAGACGACAUUACCUUCCGAUUCUUUAAAUAUCAAACAUUGGCUCACCAAAUUAAAUCAGACCAAUAUUCGGCAGGCUAUUUGUACUGAUGAUCUUAUAACAAGACACGAGCCGGAGACACGCAUGAAAACCCUCCCCAAAUUUCCCAGAAAGGGGACGCAACCUAACAACCCCUCCAAUGCGACAUGCUUAUUACGCAUCGAAAUAUAUAUAAAUACGGGGACUCCUGCAACAUCUCUUCAAGGAUUGUGCUCCUUGGAUCCCGGGCGCUGGCGACUUUAAUGGCUUCUGUGUUCAGAAGAUGGAGAGUGUUCUUGGUGCUCAACGUGAUUGUGGUCGCAGGGUUCAUGGCCUUUUGGGCCAGGUGCAACACAAGCAGUGUCAAAGGCACCGGUCAGGACGUGUUAGGUGAUGGGAAGAGGCAGUCACGAACCAACAGCACAGCUCAAGGCUUCAUCACCCAUGAGGUGCUGCUGAAGAGACUGGGGUCAUUGGAGGAUGUGGUCUACAGACAGCUUAAUGGUCUGUCUAAGUCACUAGGCCUCACCGAGGGAUUUGGGGGGCGAGGGAAGGCAGGCCUACCUGCCACCCUGUCGCCAGAGGAGCAGAGCAAUGCCAAAGUCAUGAGAGAAAAGUAUGGCUACAACGCCUACCUGAGUGAUAAAAUCUCCCUGGACAGGAGCAUUCCUGACUACCGCCCCAACAAGUGUAAAAGGGCAGUCUACCCAAGGGACCUCCCCACAAUCUCCCUCGUUUUCAUCUUCGUCAAUGAGGCCCUGUCAGUGAUCCUGCGCUCUGUCCACUCAGCGGUCAAUCACACACCAGCCCACCUGCUUAAGGAGAUCAUCCUUGUCGACGACAACAGUGAUGAUGAACAACUGAAAGGCCCACUGGAAGACUACGUGAACAAGCGUUACCCAGGCCUCGUGAAAAUUGUGAGGAACCAGAGAAGGGAGGGGCUUAUCCGUGCACGUAUCGAGGGCUGGAAGGUUGCCAGUGGCGAGGUGGCUGGGUUUUUUGAUGCUCACGUUGAGUUUACACCCACCUGGGUUGAGCCGGUUUUGACCAGAAUCAAAGACGACCACAGGAGGAUAAUUCUGCCCUCCAUCGAUAACAUCAAGCAUGAAACAUUUGAGCUGGAACGCUAUGAGAACUCUGGCCACGGUUACAACUGGGAGCUGUGGUGCAUGUACAUCUCCCCACCCAGGAAGUGGUGGGACGAUGGGGACACCUCUGCUCCAAUUAGGACUCCUGCAAUGAUUGGCUGUUCCUUCGUGGCCAACCGGGAGUACUUUGGGGAGCUGGGACUGCUGGACUCUGGCAUGGACGUCUACGGAGGGGAGAAUAUAGAACUGGGGAUCAGGGUGUGGCUUUGUGGAGGCAGCAUGGAGGUGCUUCCCUGCUCCAGAGUGGCUCACAUUGCCAGGACCAAGAAGCCCUACGUCACCAACCUCGCCCUCCACACACGCCGCAAUGCCCUACGUGUAGCCGAGGUCUGGAUGGAUGACUUCAAGUCCAAUGUCUACAUGGCCUGGAACAUACCUAUGGAGAAUCAUGGGAUUGACAUUGGAGACAUUUCAGAGAGGGUAGAGUUAAGGAACAGGCUUCAUUGUAAACCAUUUAAGUGGUACCUGGACAAUGUCUACCCAGAGAUGAGGAGGUACAACAACACUCUCUACUACGGUGUGAUUCGUAAUGUCAAUGUGACUCAUCUGUGUUUGGACCAGGGAGAGAAAGAGAAUCACACCGCCAUUCUGCAUCCCUGUCAUGGACAGGGGCCUCAGUUGGGGCGUUAUACUAAGACUGGUGAGUUAUACCUGGGUGCCUUGGGCAGCACAGGAGAGGAGACACGCUGUCUGAUGGAUGAUAAGGUCAGCAGUUUCCCUCAACUCGUCAAAUGUGAAAGCGUCUUUGACUCCAAGCAGACUACCUGGCUCUUUACUCAGAAUGAGCCAAUCAGGAACAGAGCUACUGGUCGUUGUCUGGAGGUAGUGAAGGCCAAAGUCUACUUUGGGUACCUGCUGGUUCUUCAGACCUGCUCCGGCCAGAAGUGGACCAUAAAGAACACAGUGAAACACAGCCACACCUGACUAACUCACCCGUCAUUUGAAACCAAUAAAACAUUAGAUAGUGAAAUAACUUGCAAUAAA
Molecule: messenger RNA, 2988 nt
Organism: Hypomesus transpacificus
Lineage: Eukaryota; Metazoa; Chordata; Actinopteri; Osmeriformes; Osmeridae
Gene: galnt17
Product: polypeptide N-acetylgalactosaminyltransferase 17
Exons: 12
Coding region: 1024-2928 (634 amino acids)
Cellular component (GO): Golgi apparatus
Source: RefSeq, a predicted model, not a curated record